GAAUGCGCCCUUAUCUUGUCCACGCAAAAGUGCAAGGAGCACGAGAAUAGACCUACAUAUUAUAUUUUUCUAUGACGUUGUUUUAUAAUUGUUUUAUAAAAAAAAAUAUCUAAAUAAAAAAUGGUAAGGACUUGUUGUGUGGAAAGAUGUAAAAGAACAUCGCGUCCAGGUGAUAAUGUAUCAUUUUUCAGUACUCAUUUUGAAGAAUCACAAUACAGAUGUAUGAAUGGUAGACGAUACUUAAAGAAAGAUGCAAUUCCUUCUAUAUUUCCAUUUGAUUUAAAAAUUCACAAAACAAGCAAAGAGGAAGAUCAAAUUCUUAGAUGCCAACAAAAUACAUCAAAACAUAUGAGUAAUAAUAUUCGUAAUCACUAUGAGUCUCAUUGUAAUAUACAGAAGCAAGAAAUAACAAAUACAUCAUUGUCAUCAACAUUAAAUACAGUAGAUAAAGCAAUACAAAGUACUCCUCGAACUCAGAGUAUAGCUAUACAAGUACCAUCAAAGCACUUAGCACAGUCCGAAAAUGAAAAAAACUUACGCCAACAAAUUAAAAUUCUUCAAAAUAAAUUACGCUAUAGAGAAUUAAGAAUGUCAAAUGUUUGUCAAUUAAUAAAACAAUUAAAAAGAAAAGGUAAAUGCUCAGAUCAACUUGAAAAAGUUUUAUUAAGAAGACUUUCUGUAUUUAACUCAAAACUUUCUCAAAAAGAAACUGAAGAGAAUAUUAUUAACACUAAAGAACAUUCUAACACGAAACUGGAUCAGUAAA
Messenger RNA from Camponotus floridanus (Florida carpenter ant), 766 nucleotides. RefSeq lists its product as uncharacterized. The record is from RefSeq and is a predicted model, not a curated record. Lineage: Eukaryota; Metazoa; Arthropoda; Insecta; Hymenoptera; Formicidae. The transcript is spliced from 5 exons. Bases 121 to 765 code for a protein of 214 amino acids.